This is a messenger RNA of Annulohypoxylon maeteangense, 1429 nucleotides long. Its product is annotated as FtsJ-domain-containing protein. The coding region runs from base 60 to 1253 and encodes 397 amino acids. Gene Ontology annotation, molecular function: tRNA methyltransferase activity. Gene Ontology annotation, biological process: tRNA methylation; cytoplasmic translation. The record is from RefSeq and is a predicted model, not a curated record. Gene Ontology annotation, cellular component: cytoplasm. NCBI's taxonomy places the organism in Eukaryota, Fungi, Ascomycota, Sordariomycetes, Xylariales, Hypoxylaceae. The transcript is spliced from 2 exons.
GUUUUACAUCUUCAAUUCACUUGAAUUUCACGACAUUUUACUGAAGUUAAACAUUAAAGAUGGGGAAAUCCUCUAAGGACAAGCGGGACGCCUACUAUAGGCUUGCUAAGGAACAAGGAUGGAGAGCAAGGAGCGCUUUCAAGCUCUUACAGCUUGAUGAAGAAUUUGACCUAUUCGCCAAUGUCACUCGCGUAGUAGAUUUAUGUGCUGCUCCAGGAAGUUGGUCUCAAGUUCUCUCCAGAGUGUUGAUCAAGGGGGAGAAGUUCGGCAGAGCAGCCUGGCAAGACCGUGAUGCGAAAUUUAGACAGCAGAUGUUGGGGUUAUUUAAUCCCAACUCUGAUGCUAGCGAAUUGGAAUCCCUGGCACCGACGCCGUCGCCCAUUGAAUUGAAGCCACGGCAGGACGUGAAAAUAGUUUCAAUCGAUUUACAGCCUAUCAGUCCGUUGCCCGGGAUCGUCACGCUCCGAGCUGACAUUACCCACCCAGCCACGGUUCCACUACUUCUAAAGGCGUUGGAUCCAGAAUAUAAUUCCAGAACCAAAUCUCAGCAAGCCGCCCACCCUGUCGACCUCGUACUCAGUGACGGCGCGCCCGAUGUAACCGGAUUACAUGACCUAGAUAUCUAUGUACAAUCUCAGCUUCUUUUUGCAGCCUUGAAUCUGGCAUUAUGCGUUUUGAAGCCUGGUGGCAAGUUCGUUGCCAAGAUUUUUAGGGGCAAAAACGUGGAUGUCUUAUACGCUCAGCUCAAGAUAUUCUUCGAAGAGGUCCAUGUCGCAAAACCGAGAUCCUCGCGUGCCAGCAGUGUUGAGGCGUUCAUCGUAUGCCUGAAUUUCCAGCCACCCAAGGGAUUCUCAGCAAGCCUCGAAGAACCAUUAGGAGUUGGCUUCCGCUUAUCAAAUAUGACGGAGCACAACUCCGAAAGUUUACCCAUCACGGCUGCCACCAUAUUACAAAAUCCAGAAACAGGGGCGUGGAAUAGCUCUCCGGACGUUAUUCAAACUACAGAUCAAGACGGAAUUACCGAAAUACAACUAGAGGAUCUCCAUCAAAAACAAGAAAACGAUGUGAGAUGGAUUGCGCCUUUUAUUGCCUGUGGAGAUUUAUCCGCAUUCGAUUCCGAUGCUUCCUAUCGGCUACCACCAAACCAUGUAUCCCUCGACCCAGUACAGCCUCCAACAGCACCACCUUACAAGCGGGCAAUCGAAAUGAGGAAAGCAUUUGGCGGAGCUUAUGGAAAGACGACUAAGGACUAAAAAAGGGAUUAUAACAGACAGCGUUAGACAUUUUUCGAGCGAGGUGAUGCGGGUCCUUCAAUUAAUCCAAUGGUGAUACCUGUCGUGUUGCACUCAUUCCAGUCUUUGGCCCCGAGGUAUUUACUAUAGAGCUGCAUCUUAUCGCUGGUCAAUAACAUGAACCGUCGCAGAUGAGC